Molecule: messenger RNA, 978 nt
Organism: Candidula unifasciata
Lineage: Eukaryota; Metazoa; Mollusca; Gastropoda; Stylommatophora; Geomitridae
Source: the annotation of a GenBank genome assembly
AUGCCGCCUUUCUGGGUGCUGAUUGCGAUGUGCCUGUUGUCUUCUGUGACUGGAAAGGACAUUGGCAGCUUGUGGGAUAAGGGAGAAAUAGAACCUGCCCUGGUUGACUCCAGACAAGACAGAACGCUUUGUGGUCGUCGACCUGCCAUUACUAAAGGACGUAUUUUUGGCUAUGAUACGUUUGAUGGUGACAAAAAUAAUUAUAAUCUCAACAAGAUAUUAGGUGGCACUUUCGCCACGCAUGGAGAAGUUCCCUGGCAAGUAAAUAUACACGUCGACAACAAGUUCAGAUGCGGAGGGGUGAUUGUAAAUGCAUACUGGGUUCUUACGUCGGCUGAGUGUGUUUACCCGGACACCUCAAGUUGGAGGAUAUCGGUGACUGCCGGCGACCACAUCUUGUAUCAACCUGACGCUGGUCAGCAAGAUCUUCGCGUGCAACAGGUCAAAGUUCAUGAAUCCUACAACCGCCUGAAUAAGGAUUAUAACAUUGCGUUGUUGAACGUUGCAAGAGAAAGAGACGGCCUAGGUAUUCAGUUCAACGAUUAUGUUCAACCCGUGUGUCUACCGGUGCAAGGAGAGGAACCCGCAGACGGAACCGAGCUGACGAUUUCAGGCUGGGGUCACACUGCUUACAACACUCGUCAGAUGUCAGAUGUAUUGAAAAAAUCUGUACUAACCGUCUACAACCAUCGCGAAUGUGAAGAUAGAAUGUACAGCUACACCGGUCUGACAAAUCGGAUGAUCUGUGCAGGGAGAACAGGUGGGGAUGUUGCGUGUGCAGGUGACGGUGGAGGACCCGCCACAUUCCAGGUUAAAGGUGUCUAUGUCCUGGCUGGUAUCUUGUCUCACGGGAAAGGCUGUAGGCAGCCCACUUCCCCACUGGUUGUUACAGAUGUGUUGGCGCUUCGCGACUGGAUUGAUUCCACCAUGAAAACCAGCGGCAGUCAGAGGGAGGCGAUCUUGCCCUCAAGGUCUUGA